CUUGUACAGGCUGCUAGUGACGGCUGGACGGGAUUUUACUGUGGAUCCAAAGGUUGCAGGUUUGCUCUCGUCGUGUCCUGACACCUCAGUGCUCCUUCAGUCAUGGCUCAGGAAAAUCUGUCCGUGGUGCUGCACGCCAAGGGAGACCUCAGGCUUGACAAUCGUCCUGUCCCAGAGCCAGGACCUGAUGAGGUUUUGCUGCAGAUGCAUUCUGUAGGAAUCUGUGGCUCAGAUGUGCACUACUGGCAGAAUGGUCGAAUCGGGGACUUUGUGCUCAGAAAACCAAUGGUGCUGGGCCACGAGGCUGCAGGACGUGUGGUGAAGGUCGGAUCGGAGGUCACACACCUUAAAGCAGGUGACAGAGUGGCCAUCGAGCCCGGUGUGCCCCGCAAGAUGGACGAGUUCUUCAAAAUGGGACGCUAUAACUUGUCUCCCGACAUCUUCUUCUGUGCCACGCCCCCAGACGAUGGAAACCUGUGCAGAUAUUACGCGCACAGCGCCAACUUCUGUUACAAGUUGCCAGAUAACGUCACGUUUGAGGAGGGAGCGCUCAUCGAACCCCUGUCUGUGGGGAUUCACGCCUGCAGCCGGGCGGGCGUCACCCUCGGCAGCACUGUGCUCAUCUGUGGUGCAGGAACUAUUGGAUUGGUCAGCUUGCUUGCAGCCAAAGCGAUGGGGGCUUCGCAGGUCAUCAUCAGCGAUCUUUGCGCCGAGCGUCUGGAGAUGGCCAAAGAACUGGGCGCAGACUUCCAGCUGACGGUGACGAGGGAAGACGGAGCCCAGCAGCUGGCCAAGAAAGUGGAGGACACGCUGGGAGCUCAGCCUCACGUCACCAUCGAGUGCACCGGCGUGGAGAGCUGCAUCCAAACCGCCAUCUAUGCAACGCGUUCAGGAGGAGUGGUGGUGCUGGUGGGUCUCGGUGCCGCGAUGACCACCGUUCCUCUCGUCAACGCCGCUGUCAGAGAAGUGGACAUCAGAGGAGUCUUUCGCUACUGCAACACCUGGCCAAUGGCCAUCUCCAUGUUGGCGUCGGGUAAAGUGAACGUGAAGCCCCUUGUGACCCAUCGCUUUCCUCUGGAACAGGCGGUCCAGGCCUUUGAAACCUCACGUCAAGGUCUUGGGAUAAAGGUCAUGUUAAAAUGUGACAAAAAUGACCAGAACCCGUGAACCCCCACCCUGCCUACUUUCAGUAAAACAAAUCAGAUCAGCUGAAUUUGACUCAGCACCAACUGUACUCUGACCUCAGACAGAUAACAGAACCACUGGUCGCAGCACCAACGAARGACAGCAUGUCACAUGUUUACCUUCAGACGGUACAAGUAACUGAUUGAUUGACAUGGGUCUGAUGUUUAUGACUGUACGAAGUUAGCAUGUUUUCUUGCACUGUAGUAACAAUUUUCAAUACUGUAUUAAAUUAAAAAUAAUCUUUAAAUACUGAGCUGAAUUUAAUUUUUUCCAUCUGUUAUCUUUACCUGAUUUUUCCGUACUGAUUUCUUGGUAAUAAAUCUUAUACUGUUGAAAA
Molecule: messenger RNA, 1522 nt
Organism: Austrofundulus limnaeus
Lineage: Eukaryota; Metazoa; Chordata; Actinopteri; Cyprinodontiformes; Rivulidae
Gene: sord
Product: sorbitol dehydrogenase
Exons: 9
Coding region: 103-1167 (354 amino acids)
Biological process (GO): D-sorbitol catabolic process
Molecular function (GO): L-iditol 2-dehydrogenase (NAD+) activity; zinc ion binding
Source: RefSeq, a predicted model, not a curated record